Molecule: messenger RNA, 1404 nt
Organism: Gastrolobium bilobum
Lineage: Eukaryota; Viridiplantae; Streptophyta; Magnoliopsida; Fabales; Fabaceae
Exons: 1
Coding region: 192-1220 (342 amino acids)
Biological process (GO): transmembrane transport
Source: RefSeq, a predicted model, not a curated record
UCGUAACUGAUGUUAUUGUAUUCCCAAAUUGUACAGUUAGAAUUUUUUAUUUUUCUUUUGCAACGUCGUCAAAUUUGUACAGUUAGAGUUGUAGAUGAUGAGGAGCAAAGGAAUUUGAAAAGGGGAAGAAAAAAAAAAAAAUCAAAUUUUGAUUUGUGGGUCGUGUCAUUAGGUUUGAGAAAGUGGCUAAAAUGAGCUUGGGUGCGGCUGAGGAAGAAUCAGGAGCAGAGGUUCAUGUCCCAGCUGAUAUUGAUUGGGAAAAGCUUGAUAAAUCAAAGUUCUUCUUGCUGGGUGCAGCACUUUUCUCUGGGGUUUCAGCAACUCUGUACCCUAUUGUUGUGUUGAAAACCCGGUUGCAAGUAGCUCAAUCUCAAGCUUCUUGCAUCAAGAGUGCAUUUUCAGUGAUCAGGGUUGAGGGUUUUAGAGCAUUGUACAGAGGGUUUGGGACUUCUUUGAUGGGUACAAUCCCUGCUAGAGCCUUAUAUAUGGCUGCACUUGAGGUUACCAAGAGUAAUGUAGGUACUGCUACCCUUAGUUUUGGGCUAGCUGAACCAACUGCUGCUACAAUUGCCAAUGCAGCUGCAGGAUUGAGUGCAGCCAUGGCAGCUCAACUUGUGUGGACCCCAGUUGAUGUUGUGAGCCAGAGGUUGAUGGUUCAAGGUGGUUCUAGUUCUUCACCUCAAUAUAUCAAUGGGAUUGAUGCCUUUAGGAAAAUUCUUAGGACAGAUGGUCUUAGGGGAUUCUAUAGGGGUUUUGGGAUAUCCAUUUUGACAUAUGCACCUUCAAAUGCAGUUUGGUGGGGUUCAUAUUCUGUUGCACAAAGGCUGCUUUGGGGUGGAGUUGGAUACUACUUGUGUAAGAAAGAUGAUAAUGAUGAGAGGAGUGGUAAUGCAGCUAAUGAAUUGAGGCCAGAUUCAAAAACAGUAAUGGCAGUUCAGGGAGUCAGUGCAGCAAUGGCUGGUGGAAUGUGUGCUUUGAUUACCAUGCCACUGGAUACAAUCAAGACAAGAUUGCAGGUCUUGGAUGGUGAUGAGAAUGGGCGUCGUGGACCAACAGUUAUGCAGACACUGAGGAAUUUGGUUAAGGAAGGUGGUUGGAUGGCUUGUUACAGAGGGUUGGGACCUAGAUGGGCUUCAAUGUCAGUGUCUGCCACAACAAUGAUCAUUACUUAUGAGUUCCUAAAACGACUUUCCACGAAAAAUCAAGAGGUUUUGACUUGACCAAAGGAUAGAAUUAUAACAACAAAGAAAACAAAGAAAAGGAGAAGAGGUUUUCUCCUCUCUUUCUUUCUUUUGUCUAAUUUAUGCCCUUAAUUUCUUUCAGCUUCAGCAUGCCUGCUUGAUCAAUGUAAGUUAUUGUAGGUCAUCUUAUAUAUAUUUUGAAAAUAAAAUUUUUCUUAGAACA